This is a messenger RNA of Strongyloides ratti, 258 nucleotides long. RefSeq names its product Trypsin Inhibitor-like, cysteine rich domain-containing protein. NCBI's taxonomy places the organism in Eukaryota, Metazoa, Nematoda, Chromadorea, Rhabditida, Strongyloididae. The coding region runs from base 1 to 258 and encodes 85 amino acids. The transcript has a single exon. The record is from RefSeq and is a predicted model, not a curated record.
AUGUUCAUUUUUUUAAUAUAUUUCUUUUUAUCUUUUAUUUUAAAAGAUUCACAAGUAUUUACUACAGGAAAGUGUCCAAAUAAUUUAAUAUUUCAAACAUGUGGUUCAAAUUGUCCAAAAACAUGUGAGAAUUAUAAUCAUCGACUAGGUUGUGAUAGGUCUUGUGCAUUAAAUGUAUGCCAAUGUACAGGAGGCCUUGUUUUACAUAAUAAUAAAUGUAUUCUACCAUCACAGUGCCCUAAUAAUUCCGGAAAAUAA